Messenger RNA from Aspergillus versicolor CBS 583.65, 1442 nucleotides. RefSeq lists its product as uncharacterized. Lineage: Eukaryota; Fungi; Ascomycota; Eurotiomycetes; Eurotiales; Aspergillaceae. The coding region runs from base 72 to 1355 and encodes 427 amino acids. Gene Ontology annotation, molecular function: hydrolase activity. The record is from RefSeq and is a predicted model, not a curated record. The transcript has a single exon.
AUAUCUCUCUGUCCGCUUGCACUCCGCCACGUCCAUUUUCCUCCCAGAAUACAACUAAAUAGUGCCGCAAUAUGGGUCCUAGUAAAUCAUUUCAGUCCAUUCUGGACAAACAUCGCCCAGAUAUGAAGACAUAUGAGUCCAUCUACCGCGACUUCCACCAAAAUCCAGAACUGUCAACCCUCGAAAACGAGACCUCUGCAAAAAUCGUCAAACACCUAAAGUCCAUAUCCCAGGACCUCGACAUCCGCACAGGCAUCGGGGGCAACGGUCUCAUUGCCAUUUACAAGAACGGGUCAGGCCCAACUAUCUUACUCCGAUCCGACAUGGACGGUUUGCCAAUUGAGGAAGAAACCGGGCUAGAAUACGCAUCGAAGAAACGAAUGACUGACGCCACCGAUAACGUCGAGAAACCCGUCAUGCAUGCCUGCGGACACGAUGCACAUAUGACGUGCAACAUCGGAGCCGCUGAGACGCUCCUCAAGGCCAAAGAUGAGUGGUCUGGGACAAUCAUCUUCCUGUUCCAGCCCGCCGAGGAAAUCGCGCGCGGUGCACAGGCUAUGGUCGAGGAUGGCCUGUUCGGCUCCAAGCACAACUGUCCCAUACCAGAUGUACUCCUCGGGCAGCAUGUCUUCCCUCUGCCCCCAGGCAAGGUCGUUACCAAGGCUGGCACCGUCAUGUCUGCGGCCGAUAGCUUCAGAAUCACCAUCUACGGAAAAGGAGGGCACGGGAGUAUGCCUGACCUGUGUGUCGAUCCCGUGGUUGUGGGUUCUUCAAUCGUUAUGAAGCUUCAAACGAUCGUCAGCAGAGAGAUGCCUCCAAGCGAGUCUGCAGUCGUCACUGUUGCUAGUUUCCAUUCCGGUGCGACAGCUAAUGUUAUAAGUAACCAGGCCGUGCUGCAACUGAAUGUCCGGACAGUCAGCGAGCACUCUAGGAAGGUUGCUGUAGACGCAGUAUAUCGGAUCGUCAAGGGUGAAUGCCAGAUGGCAAGGUGCCCGAAGGAGCCGCUCUUUGAGCGUCUAAGCCAGUAUCCUCUAAGCAUUAAUGAUGCUGGAUUAUCCGAAAAGGUGCAAGAAUCGUUUACGAAUCAUUUCGGAGAUCAGCAUCAGGUACUAGAAGCUCCCUUCGCGGGCAGCGAGGACUUUUCAAACCUGGCCACCGCUAUAAACAAACCGUCUUUCUUCUGGGGCUGGAGUGCAACGCAUCCUGACACCUGGAAGAAGUAUGAGGAUGGCACCCUGGAUCAGCUUCCAAGUAACCACUCGUCCUCUUUUACUACAGGCAUUCCUGGGGCCCUGGUCACUGGUAUCGAUGCGAUGGUUGUGGCAGCAUUGACCUUCGUUGGAAAGUCCCCGUGACGGUAUAAACUACAUGUCUGUACAGUGAUAAUACUGUAGUUAUAAAGUAACCAAAGGAAUGAAACUGGCAUUCUUGUUGACUCUGGG